AUGGGCCUGAGAAGCACAGUCCUGCACAACUCUGCAGCCUUCACCCCCGCAGACAGACUGUCCGUUGCCCCAUCUCCUCAGCUCCACCUGGGAGUGAUUAGAGGGCCAGCCGUGAGCAAACAAGCCCCAUAUGGAGUGACUAUAGUGGGGCAGCGGCACAGCCCGGGGUGCCCUCCUCCUCCGGCUCUUUGGACAGAAGAGGCUUGA
Molecule: messenger RNA, 207 nt
Organism: Knipowitschia caucasica
Lineage: Eukaryota; Metazoa; Chordata; Actinopteri; Gobiiformes; Gobiidae
Source: the annotation of a GenBank genome assembly